Messenger RNA from Hemicordylus capensis (graceful crag lizard), 4046 nucleotides. Its product is annotated as semaphorin-3F-like. Gene Ontology annotation, molecular function: semaphorin receptor binding; chemorepellent activity. Lineage: Eukaryota; Metazoa; Chordata; Lepidosauria; Squamata; Cordylidae. The record is from RefSeq and is a predicted model, not a curated record. The transcript has 18 exons. The coding region runs from base 369 to 2642 and encodes 757 amino acids. Gene Ontology annotation, biological process: axon guidance; negative chemotaxis; semaphorin-plexin signaling pathway.
CGUGGCCCUGGGAGUAGCGAAGGGGUUAAGCCGUCCCAGCACGUCUCGGGGGAGGCAGGGUCUGGUUAUCUGCUGCAGGAGGCAGAGGAACUCACACAAGCCGAUUAACUUUGUGCCUGUCCUGUGGGAAACGGCGAGUUCCCUGCUCCUCUCCCCGCCGGAGUUAAAACCCAAGAGAUCCCCGGGGAGGGGGACAGAAAUGUCCCUCUUCCCUGGCGGCUGCUUGUCCCUCCGGCAGAACAUCGCGGAGAAACGUUCCUGGGCACCACCAAGUGGGAGACCCGCCUGCUGGCUCUAACCCCCGGGAUUGAUCUCCAAGCGGGGAGCCCCCCCCCCCGUGGGGUGUCUCCAAGACUCCCUCAGCCACGAUGCCCCCCUGGGCCACCUCGUUCCUGCUGGGGCUGCUGUUCCGGGGCUGCCUCGGCCACAGCAGCCUCACCGGCGCCCCCCGUGUCUACCUAACCUACAAAGAGCUGCUGGAGACUCGGACAGCCCGUCCUUUCAGCUUCACCUUCAACACGAGUGACUAUCGGAUCCUGUUGAUGGACCAAGACCAGGAACGGCUUUACCUGGGGGCACGGGACUUCUUGGUGGCCUUGGAUCUGCACAACAUUAACAAGGAGCCCCUCAUCAUCCACUGGCCAGCACUACCGAGCCACCAGAACGAGUGCCGCUUGGCAGGGAAGGGCCAGCGGGGCGAGUGUUUCAACUACAUACGACUUAUGCAGCCCCUGAACCGCACCCACCUCUACGCCUGUGGCACAGGGGCCUACCACCCUCUCUGCGCCCUCAUCAACCGUGGCUGGCGCUCAGAAGAGUACCUCUUCCGCAUGGUGCCUCGUUCCCUGGAGCCAGGAAAGGGGAAGUGCCCUUACGACCCACGGCAGCACAGCAUGGCUGUGCUUGUCAACAACACCUUGUAUGCUGGAGUGCAUGUGGAUUUCAUGGGCACCGAUGCCGCCUUGUUCCGUACCAUGGGGCCUCGCCCAGCUGUCCGCACGGAGCAACACGAUUCCCGCUGGCUCUAUGACCCUGUUUUCCUUCAAGCCCACGUCAUUCCUGACAGCUCCGACCACAAUGAUGACAAGCUCUAUUUCUUUUUCCACGAGAAAGCGCUUGAGGGUGCCGUGGGGCCUGCUGUGCUUGCUCGGGUGGGACGGGUUUGCCUGAAUGACGAUGGGGGGCAGCGCUCCUUGGUAAACAAGUGGACGACGUUCCUGAAAGCCCGCCUUGUCUGCUCCGUGAUUGGCCAGGAUGGCGUGGAGACCUUCUUUGACGAACUGCGCGAUGUUUUCCUGCUGCCCACUCAGGAUGAAAAGCACCCACUGCUCUAUGGGGUGUUCUCCACACUGGGGUCAGUGUUCCGGGGCUCUGCUGUCUGUGUUUACUCCAUGGCUGACAUACGCACAGUCUUCAAUGGGCCCUUUGCCCAUAAGGAGGGCCACAACUACCAAUGGGGCCCCUACACAGGCCGUGUGCCAUACCCACGCCCUGGAGCGUGUCCUGGAGGAACCUUCACCCCAGGGCUCCGUACCACGCGAGAAUUAUCUGAUGAGCUGGUGACCUUUGUGCGUGCCCACCCUCUGAUGUACAAUGCUGUUUACCCGCUGCAACGCCGCCCCCUGCUGGUGAGAACCAAUGUGCCCUACAGCUUCACUACAUUGGCUGUUGACCUGGUGGAUGCGGUGGACGGGCGCUACGAGGUGCUCUUUCUUGGCACGGACCAGGGCACGGUGCAGAAGGUGAUUGUGCUGCCCAAGGAACAGGGUGUCCUGGAAGAGCUGACACUGGAGGAAGUGGAGGUGUUCAGGACCCCAGCUCCAGUGAAGACACUGUGGAUAUCCUCCAAAAGGCAACAGCUGUAUGUCUCCUCUGAUGUGGGCGUUUCCCAGCUGAGCCUGCAUCGAUGCCGCGAAUAUGGGGAAGCCUGUGCCGACUGCUGCCUGGCCCGAGACCCCUAUUGUGCUUGGGACGGGCAACGCUGCACUCGCUACAGCCACACAGGCAAGAGGAGGAGCCGGCGCCAGGACAUCAAACAUGGUGACCCUCUGAGGCAGUGCCGGGGUUUUAAUGCCAAGGAACAACAAUUACCAGAGCAUGUUCAAUAUGGACUGGAAGGUGGAAGUGUAUUUUUGGAGUGUGAGCCACGUUCUCCUCAUGCUUCCAUCAAAUGGCUUAUGCAAGCAGAUAAUUCCGACAAGCGCAAGGUGCUGCCCCGGGACCGUGUGCUACUACGAACACCUCAAGGUGUGCUGUUAGGUCCAGUGACACCUGCCGAUGGUGGGCUCUACCAGUGCAUAGGCACAGAAAAUCGGUUCCGCCACACACUGCGCCGUCUUCGUUUGCACAUACUGCCACAUGCCUUGCUUGAAGGGGCCAUCACCCAGCAGGAGGCACCUGCUCUUGGCAUUUGUGAGAGCUACUGGCGACAGCUCAACAGAGCCCGAGACACACGGCGUGGACGGAGUGGCCGCCAGUCUCAGACUGGACCAAGCUUGUGGGACUCUGAACAGCAAGCCAACUGGUAUAAAACCAAUCAGUACUCUCUCAACUGGACCAGAAGUAGCCCCCCUCACUCCCAAAGCAGCCAUCACCACCGCUCCAAGCCAUGGACAGGCCAUCGGUCCCCUCCUCGAAGCUGAGCAGAGUGGGAAGGAAAGGAGAGGGGGAGACUUUAACCCACAUUCUAUAGGGCAAGAGAGAAAUGACAUUCCAAUGGACUCUAUGGAAGAGCUGGGUGGAUACAGCGAUGGGGACAACUCCUCCUCCUCACAAUGCUGAAGGGACAACACUGUUGCUAACAGGGUGUGUUGUGCUGUGUGUUCAAGCUAAUUCCAGGGUUUUGCAGGACCAGGGCCCACUGGCUCUUUCCGCAGAUGUAUAUAAUGACAAGUGGUGAUUCCAGGGGCUUUGGUUUAGAGUCUAUUUUUUACAUUGCUCAUUUCCCCCUCUAACAUGGCUGAGUUGUUUUUCCUACCAUGGUAGGGAAAUUGUGGGACUUACUUUAACAUUAACCCCAUUAUUUUAUUAACCCUGUACUGCAGAAGCAGAUUGCAGACAAUAAAAGUGCCAGUUUAUUUUCUAAAUAAAAUGCAUAAGGGCCCUGGUGACUUUGUGAAAGGAGGAACAUUCCCAUGCAUUGCAAUCCCAAUGUUAUAGGAAAAAUAGGUUCAAGACUGCAUUCUGUUAAGGGGUCAAGGGAAGUGUUGGAGAGGAAAAAAUGGCAUUUUAGCUCUUUGCUAACAAGCUUAUUAAACUGAUCUCCAGAUUCAACAGAGGAAAAAAACCCUUCCUCCAUGGUUUUUGUUUAGGCUGUGGCUAAGUUAAAGCAAGUAUGGGUAAUUUGCAUAAAGUUUCAGAAGCCAGAGCUCUGGUGCUAUAGCACCUGUCCUUCAUGCCAAUGCCAGUUCAGCUACUGGCUCAGGACUGCAGGUUGUUCAGACACCAGAAACUACUAAGUUAUUCCAGCACUGACUACUAUAGUAACUUCUCUAGAAUGUGCCCCUUGUCGUCUGUGGCAAGGAUGACAUCCUCUUCAGCCCCUUUGUCAAACCUGUGUGUGAAAUUUGUUUUAAAAAACCUUUAUCUUGCCUUUCCAAUUCUAAGGAAAGCUAAAGGCAGCUUACACAAGAGUUGAAACAACUGCCUUGCCUCAUAGGUAUUGGAGACCUCUUCCCUGGCUCUUUCAUACACUCCUUGGACUGUUAAGCAGCCUCCCCGCCGUUUUGGUGACUGGCCAAAAUGCUCACUUGCUUGCCUGGCAGCCUUGAUCUUAUGCUCUCCUCUAGUCAUUGGCAGACAUUACAUGGAGAGCAAGAACCUAAGUAUUUUCUUGUGGUGGAAAUGUGCCCCAGCACAUUUCUACACUGAAGUUCUACUUAGCGUGAUAGGUCUAGCCUCUAAGAGUUUAUGUAAUGCUUUUUUAAAAUGCCCUCAGCUCAGGUUUCUUACCAUAGCUUGUAGUAAUAAAGCCUAUGAGUGACUGACACACUGUGCAAAGUAAUAUUUACAGAGUCUGGAAGAGCCCUUCCUAGUCUUAUUCUGGA